AUGCCUUCCCCACGAGCCAUACUUAUGCAGAGGAUCAAGGAACUGAUCAUGGAGGAUGGGGGAGCGGCGAAUAAGUCUUCUAAGCCCAUAGAUUCAGACAUCACAUCAUGCGUCAAGCUUGCAAGUCCUUCGAUGGACAUGGAUAUCUCAGCUACACUCAAGACUGAUCUUCCACCCCCUGACUCUCCUAGCGAGACUGUUUCUCCCGGACAGCCAUCAAGCCAUCUUGUGGUGGAUAACUUACAGCCAGUCUCCUCCAUCUCUGCGGUUCAAAUUCUAGACGAUCUAGUUAUCAAUAAAGAGUCACCUCCUACCCCACCACCAUCUCCUAAACUCUACCGUCCCCAGGAAGCGAAACCAACACACUCAUCUCCGGCCUCGCUCGUGGACCCAGGUAUCCAGUACCUGCGCUCAAUCUUCAACUUGCCCACGUCGACAUAUGAUCCCGUCGACCCAUCCGCACCCAUUCCGCAGUUCAUAAACUCGACCAACGCCCCGAUCCUCGCCUCCAUCGACUGCGAAGCCUGGGAAGACGAUCGGCGCAGCGUGCAAGAGGUUGGUUUCGCCUUGCUCGAUAUACGCAAGCUCAGUGGUGUCGCACCAGGCAUAGCAGGAAGGGAGUGGAUGCAUCUGAUUGAAUAUCAUCAUUACAUCACGGAGGAGUACAAGCAUCUCGUCAACAAGCGCCAGCUCAAGGGCUGUCCUGAUAAAUUCCUCUUUGGCCAGAGCAAGGUUGUCAAGAAGGCAGAGUACAAUGCUGUGUUGAGCGAUCUGCUGACCAUCGAAGACGAUCUUGUGCAGAGUGGUGGAAAGAAGGAGAAGUAUAGGAGGAUUGUCCUUGUUGGCCAUUCCCUCGCAGACGACGUCAAGUACCUGGGACUCUGCGGGUUUGAUGUCGUUGCGCAUAUCCAGUCGCUUCUUCCGGAUGGCCACCCAUCCCCUACGGCGUCUCAGACCUCACCCAAAAUUUCUAUCAGUCCUACACAGGAUCCAACCCAGAAGAACAAAGAAACGCCAACGCCACCACCACCAUACCACCGGCCCCAGCCCACAUCUUACCCUAUCCCCACCCUCGACACCCACACCCUCAUUCAAGCCCUCUCCCCCCCAAGCUCCCCAGACCACCCCACUCAAAAGCUCAUCCUCAGCGUCGGAAAGCUUAUAUACAUGUUCACGCCUCCCUCGUCACCCUGCAAAUCACAACAUCUCCCACCACCACACCUGCACAACGCAGGCAACGACGCAGCAUAUACCCUCCACGCGCUAAUCCUACUUGCACUGCGCUGUGGCGAGCAAGUGGACGUGCCGUACUGGCCGUAUGACCUGCUCACGUUCGUGCAGCGCAGACGGCGGGACGAGAGGUAUCUGCAGGCUGUGUUGGAGAUUAAAUUGGGAGGAGCAUUUUGGGGGGUUUGGAGGGGUUUCAGGGGGAAGAUUCCUUUGGUGAAUGGUGAGGAUGGUCAUGGUGGGGGGAAGAGGGAGGUGGUACAGGGAGAGGUGCAGAUUGUCAGAAAGGAGAUUACGGAGGCUCAGAGGGAGAGGAGACGCCGGGGAAGACGAAAUGCGAAGGAGAAUGCGCGGAAGAGGAGGGCGGAGGAGGAUGCGAAGAAGUGCAGUGGCGUAGGUGUGGGUGGGGGUGAGGGUGAUGAGAAGUAUGACUCUGGUGUUGAGAUUGAGGGAUGA
Molecule: messenger RNA, 1683 nt
Organism: Pseudovirgaria hyperparasitica
Lineage: Eukaryota; Fungi; Ascomycota; Dothideomycetes; Acrospermales; Acrospermaceae
Exons: 1
Coding region: 1-1683 (560 amino acids)
Cellular component (GO): nucleus
Source: RefSeq, a predicted model, not a curated record